Molecule: messenger RNA, 2832 nt
Organism: Oryzias latipes (Japanese medaka)
Lineage: Eukaryota; Metazoa; Chordata; Actinopteri; Beloniformes; Adrianichthyidae
Product: interferon-induced protein 44-like
Biological process (GO): immune response
Molecular function (GO): GTP binding
Source: RefSeq, a predicted model, not a curated record
CAACAUCUCUUCAUGUGUCUGUCUUUGUUUUUGUCUUUUAUACUUUCAGUUUAAGGCUUUAACUUUAAGCUGAACUUUUGCUUUCGCUUCUGUCGAACGAGGUGGACCAAGGUCACUGAAAGCUUUUACAUUUAUUUGCUCUCAGCUUUCAACAAAGAAAAAAGGUUUGUUGUUGACAGAGACUCAAAAGCUUAAUCAACAUUAACUCAGAGAUGAACUCCAAGCUUACUGAGACGCAGCAGAAAGCAAUCUGCUCUCAGCUGGGAAAUUUCAAACUGAUUUUGCUCUACAAAGCCAGCAUCCAUGGUUUCACUGGAGCAGCUUUCCACCAACACUGUGACAACAAGUCAUCCACGGUGUCUGUGGGCUACAACAAAUCUGGACAUGUGUUUGGAGGCUACACCAGUCAACCGUUCAGUCAGUCUAGACAGUUUGUAAAUGAUAACCAGGCCUUUCUGUUCUCCUUCAGUGAAGAAAAGCUCAACACAUAUCCAGUCACUAAUGCUCCAUAUGCAGUGAAAAUGGACAUGAAUAGCGGUCCUAACUUUGGGAACACAUUGAUUCUUGUCUAUAAGAACCAAAAAAAAGUGUACAGCAAUCCUGGAAGUUUUGGAGGUCAUCUUCACAGUAAAUAUUACAACUUCACAGCUGAAAAGAUGCAUGGCAAUGACUUGGACCUGACUGAAUGUGAAGUUUACCAGGUGGAAGAAUCCUUCCAGUUUGAAAACCCAUGGAGGACAUUGAAUUGGAACUCUGAGCAAAAGAAGACGUUGAUGGAGAGAAUUGAAUCCUACAAACCCUCGAUCAGUUCCGUGUCUGAAGCACGGGUUUUACUUGUUGGACCAGUUGGAGCUGGAAAAUCCAGCUUCUUCAAUUCUUUCAAAUCUAUAUUUAAAGGUCAUAUCACCAGCCAGGCCACACCUGGAACCUCAUCUACCAGCGUGACAACACUGUUUCGCAGCUACUCCGUGACACCUGGACGUGAAGGCAAAUCUCUGCCCCUUGUCUUUUGUGACACCAUGGGACUCGAGGCAGAAGAGAAGGCGGGGCUUAAUAUUGCUGAGAUCAGUAACAUCAUUAAUGGUCACAUACCUGACCGUUAUCAGUUCAACUCCUCUGUUCCUCUGCAAUCAGAGGCUCAAGCUUUCCGCAAGAAUCCAGAACUCAAAGACAAGAUCCACUGUGUGGCUUAUGUCAUAGAUGCCAGCAAGAUCUCCAUCAUGUCCCAAAAUAUGGAAGAUAAACUGAAAGCUAUCCGCAAAACAGUCAACUCGUCAGGGAUCACUCAGCUGGUGUUGCUCACUAAAAUAGAUGAAGUCUGCCCUUUGGUGAAAGAAGACAUCACAAAUGUCUACAAGAGCAUAUAUAUCAAGGAAUUAAUGCAGGAGGCUUCCAUUCGUGUCGGUGUACCUUUGUUCUGCGUUGUUCCAGUGAAGAACUACAGUGAGGUGCUGAGACUGGACACGACCAUCGACAUCCUGCUGCUCAGUGCGGUCGAUCAGAUGCUUAACCUUGUGGAUGACUUCUUUGAUGAGCACAGAGAAUGAAUGAGCAGUGAUCCUCUUUAGGAUCCUCAAUCCUUAUGUCCUUCUUAUACAUUCAUGUACCUCUUUUUUGGGCUUCCUCUCUCUUUCAUGAAGUUAGGGUUAAAAGUAAAGGGGAAUUUUAGACCUUCAUUUUUAGGGGUGAUUACUUCUUCUCUUCUGCUUGAUUAAUGCAGACACCUUGUUAGUGGAGCUAGUUAUUAAAAUAAUUAUGCAUUUUGUACAAUCACCAAAUUUGGCAUGGAUGUACCUUAAACUUCCCUCUUUCAGAAAAGCAUGUUAACCAUGAGAAAAUUCAACAUUUUAACAUAUCUAAAAUAUAUGUAUAAUUUCUGUAUAGUUUCUGGAGUGUUAUGAAUCUUCUAUCAAUAUUUAGGUGCUCUAGUAGUGUUACGCCCUCUGCUAGAGAAACUGGGAAGUGUAACAUUUUUUUGUUUAUGAGGAUGUCUGGGAUGUCUCAGAUGGGUGUCAAUUUGCACAGUAAAAGUGAGGAGUUUGACACUUUAAGAAAUUCCUACAAGACUGUUAAAGUGGCGUUUAUAUAAAUACUUUGGGAGCAGUCCUAUUUUUUUAAAAACAGUUUUUAACAGGCUAAACAAUGGUAGAUAUGACAGGUUGAUCUUUCCACAUUACGCCUGUUUUAAGUUUAACCAUGAGUUGGAUUCUGGAUUGUUUUUUUAACCAUUUUUAGAUGUAUUGUAAUAUAUUGGUAAGAAAAUAGUUGUGGAAGUUAGUUAAUAUUAAGCCUCCAUAGCUUUUUGCAGAUUUUAAAGUUUUUUGACUAAUUCUUGCAGGUUUAUUGUUCCAUAAGAAACCUGAUAUGGAUGAGUCUAAUGUUUUGAACCACUUUAGUGGCUGCUGUGUGGGGAUCAUCAAGCAUAAUAUUUUAAUCCAGUCAAUGAAUGAUUCCCCAGACUUAUGGAGGUCAGCAUUGAGGAAUUUCCAGUUUACUCUAUCAAAAGCUUUGUCAUCAUCCAACGAUAGUAUGGUCAUUUCCUGGUUUUUAAUAGUGGCUUUGGCUAUUAUGUUAACAAGUCUGCGGACAUUGUCACUCGAGUGUCAGCCUUUGAUGAAGCAAGUUUGAUCAAGAUGGAUUAUGUGAGGAGUGAUUUUUUUUUUUCUUAUGUUCUCUGUGCUGGUGCUUUUCAAAUAAUUUUUACGUCUGCAUUGAUUAAAGAAAUGGGGCUUGUGGGAUUUUUUCUGGUUUUAGAAGAACAAUUAUCUUGGCUGAGUUCAUGUUAGGUGGUAGUGAUUGCCUUUCAUUAAUAAAUGGGACUAUUUUAUAAAA